Messenger RNA from Ochlerotatus camptorhynchus, 1918 nucleotides. RefSeq lists its product as uncharacterized. The coding region runs from base 85 to 1422 and encodes 445 amino acids. Lineage: Eukaryota; Metazoa; Arthropoda; Insecta; Diptera; Culicidae. The transcript is spliced from 3 exons. The record is from RefSeq and is a predicted model, not a curated record.
UCGAUCGAAAAUUCGCGUUUGCGCUAGUCUGAUAGUGUGAGCUCCGUUAGAGAAGGGAGUCCUGUUUUAAGUAAGCUUAGUGCUAUGAAGUUGCUUAUUGUGCUGUGUCUUGGGACACUGGCGUUGUCCGCACCGGCACCCCAAAAAGGAAGUCAAAUUGAUUUUUUAUAUGACGAUGAUGAGACACAGGCUUCAGUGCGACCAGUUGAAAUAAACACUGUCGAACCGAAGGUGACAGCCACCAAGAUAAGUGAUCACAGAGAACCUGCUCCAGUGUUUGAAGAAGAUGAAGCUGACGUUCAGGAAGAAGAACCCAGUCCGAUUGCUAGUCCCUUGAAUUUAGAACAAAAUGAAUCAGACAAUAGUGAACGAAGUGCACAGGUCAACGAAACUGUUAGUGAUGAUUUCGAAAACGAGAAUAAAACAGAAUCUACUGUUACUGAUCGUACUGACAGUGCGGUAACUGACACUACGAUUCGCGUUUAUGAUGAAGACGAAGUUAAUGGAGCCAUCGAAAAGGAGAAAUACCCAGAGCAGGAGCAGGAGCAGGAGCAGGAGCAGGAGCAGGAGCAGGAGCAAGAGCAGAAGCAGGACCAGGGUCAGGAGCAGGAGCAGGAGCAGCAGCGGGAGCAGCAGUGGGAACAUGAGCAGGAGCAUGAGUGGGAGCAAGAACACGAGCGCGAGCAGGAGCAAGCCAGACACAAUCAAAUCAAUCAGAAGGCUGUGAUACUUGAUAGCUAUCAGUACGACGAUACAAGUUUAGAAAGAGAGUUUCAGAAUGAAGAAAGUCCUGAAAAGCCAACCACUGCAGCUUUUGAACCAAAUUCUAACAAACCCGUAAUAAACGGGGAUCUGAACGUGGAGCUCAACCAUGAAACGCAAGUUGUGGAAAAGGGUAGUUUUGGAAUUCAGGACUUGAAAACUUCUGUAACGAUUCCAGUAAAACCGGAAAACCGUGAAUAUGCUGGAUUAGCUGACUGGGGUCCCGUGCAUCAAGAAGCUGUUACAAAUGAUGAUAUGAACGUUGAACUUAAAAGUGGUCAAUUAUUUAACCAUGGAACGCUAGUUUUAGAAAAGGGAACUUUUGAAGGUCAGGACAUGAAUCAUCCUUUCACCGGUCCAUUCCCAAUGAAGCAAUGGAAGAUGGGUGAAAACCAUGAAUUUGCCAACUGGCAUCAUGGACCCCAUGGACACCGUGGCGAUCAUGAACACCCCAACUUUCCGGGCUCACAAAACGAACAUCAUCGGUUUGACGGACCACCACCACCAUGGGUUCAAGGGCCUCAUUUCCACCAUCAGCAUUUUGAUCACAAAAGUCAUGAACACAAAGGAUACACCUUCCAUGGCAACGGAUUCCAUCGGGAUGUUCCCGCGUGGAAUAGCCACUGGGGAAAUCCCAAUUCUGUGCCUCCAACAAAUUGACAACAAUCUCCCCCCCCCCUGAUAUUGCAAAUUUAUCAGAAUGAUUUAUGGCUUCUGAUCGCAUAUAGGAAACAUUGUUGAAUGGUCUAAAUACAUACAACUAUUUAAGUUAGUACUGACGCCUACAUGCGGAAUUGAACAUAAGGCAGUGAGCGUUUGUGAGUUGAUUUUCAAUCUAAUAGGGGAAAUGGAUGUAAUGUUGGCCUAAAUGCCCCUAAUUUGGGCCCAUACAUAAAUUCAGCAAUCGACUAAAUUUUCAAUAGCAACCAAAAAUAUCCAUAAGUGCCGUCCCAAUGACGCGUUCAUCUAGAUAAAAUUGAUCUUAGAUCCAUAGGCCAACAUUAGAGCCAUUUCCCCUAGUCGCUUUUAUUACGGAGUUCACUGCGAUGUUUCAAACUAGUUUUAGUCAUAAACCGGAUGGAAUAAUAAAAGUGAGCAGUUUUCGAGUGUGUUUUUUGGAUGAAUCAUGUGACUGAUGAAUUGAACGUAUCAAAGA